AUUGAUGACGUUCACACUCAGCUCCCACCCACAUCCAGUGUUUUCUUUACCCAUUGGUCGAUUUACACGAUUCACACUGGAAUAAGCCAACCGGAUAUAAAUGCGCUGUUGACAACUGUUGUAUCCUACGUAUGAUGGAAUUUGAAGUUCAAAGAAGAUAUAGCUGCAUUUUCAACCUAAAAUGCGCUUGUUCUCUUUUUUUUACUGUCAUUUUCUUUAAUUGGCCUACGGAGUAUACUUUUUUGUAACUUAAAUUGAAAAUGUCAUAAUGUAUGCUACAGAAGUGUGUCUGUGGUAGCCAUAUUUCAUAUAUUAUAGCACAUUCCAUUAAUGUAUCUAUGCAUUCCAUAGAGCCAUUCAUCGAGUUGUUUACAUAGCACACACACCCAAGCCUAUCAUCCACGACCCCCUGACUGAAUUUCACGUCCUUUGAAAUCCACGAAAAUACAUUAAACAAAAUGUUGCCCACACAUGAUGUAGGGCCUACUUUAGUGUGGGAAGAUUACAAGGCCUCUAUAUAUGAUUUGUGUGUAAGAUAUUUUAAUUACUAAAUUACCUCUAUAUAAUGUUUAGUAAUUCAAACAGACUUAUUUCAAACAUCAAUUACAUGAAACAUUACAAUCAGGUCAUUUAUUAGAUCUUAACCAUUUGGAUUGGUUUUACACACAGCCGAGUCAUUACGCACGGUCAAUUCAUUAGCCAUAUGAAGCGUGCUGACACAACCCCAUUGGUAAUCAGGUGAUACGUCACUGCAACCACACUAUUUAAUUUCUGUUGGCUGAUCUACAUGGUUAAAUGUUAUAGCCUAGAUCAGACAGCAGGAAUUGAAGAGAGGAGCCACUUGCCCACAUGAUGCCUCCAUUUGAGAAACCACAGCACCCCAAGUCCUUCAAGCAGAGAAAAAGCUUUGCCACGAGAAAACAGGAGGUCGCGGGGAUCCGAACAAAGUUUCCAACAAAAAUUCCGGUGAUAAUUGAAAGGUAUCAACGGGAGAAGUACUUGCCGCCUCUUGAUAAAACGAAAUUCCUGGUCCCCCAAGAACUUUCCAUGACUCAGUUUGUCACCAUUAUAAGAAAUCGUAUGUCUCUGAUGCAGAGUCAAGCGUUCUACCUGCUUAUCAAUAAUAGUGGCCUGGCCAGCAUGUCUCUUACCAUGGCGCAAGUCUACAAGGACCAUAAAGAUGACGAUGGCUUUCUCUACAUGACCUAUGCUUCUCAAGAAAUGUUUGGUAAUUGUGUUGAAAUCCAUGAGGAGUCAUUGCCAAUUGCUGGAUAUGUUUGAGAAGACAAAUUGCACGAUUGGAUAAUGUGAGGCCUCGGCUUUUGGCAGGCCCAAUAACUGAACUUCGUGUGUAGAUAUAAAAUGCAAUAUAUGGAUAUUUAAUAUUACUCAAUGUUUUUGUAUAUUGUUUUUAAGGUAAUAAAUGUUUCAAACUUU
Molecule: messenger RNA, 1437 nt
Organism: Salvelinus fontinalis (brook trout)
Lineage: Eukaryota; Metazoa; Chordata; Actinopteri; Salmoniformes; Salmonidae
Product: microtubule-associated proteins 1A/1B light chain 3C-like
Exons: 4
Coding region: 850-1281 (143 amino acids)
Biological process (GO): autophagosome assembly; macroautophagy; cellular response to nitrogen starvation
Cellular component (GO): cytosol; autophagosome membrane; autophagosome
Molecular function (GO): ubiquitin protein ligase binding
Source: RefSeq, a predicted model, not a curated record